Molecule: messenger RNA, 779 nt
Organism: Capsicum annuum
Lineage: Eukaryota; Viridiplantae; Streptophyta; Magnoliopsida; Solanales; Solanaceae
Product: EPIDERMAL PATTERNING FACTOR-like protein 9
Exons: 3
Coding region: 227-544 (105 amino acids)
Biological process (GO): positive regulation of stomatal complex development
Source: RefSeq, a predicted model, not a curated record
GGGGAAGGUUGUCAGUUGGGGACCUCAAUUAGUUAUGCUCUUCACACUUGACAGUAGUACUGACUACUGAAUAAGUAGGCAGUCUAUCUCUUAUAGUCAUAAUUCAGCCACAAUCUUUCCAUCAUCCUUCCCCUUUUUAUUCCUAUCAUAUCUUUUAAACAGUGUAUUUGACUGCCAUUUUGUUUCACCCUCACAAAACAAAACUUAUCCCCAUUUUGCGUCUACAAUGGCCAAAAUUAUACUUCUCCAUUACUUGCUCUUCAUCUUACUUUCUUCAUCACUCACGCUGUUACAAGGGUCAAGAAUUCAAGCUAUAAUUCCUCAUUCUCAAAGGGCGUAUCAGGGUGCUUUGCACUACGAGGGUGGUGCAAAAAGAUGGGUGAAAAAGAAUUCAAGAAGGUUGAUGAUAGGAUCAGUGGCUCCAACGUGCACGUACAAUGAAUGCAGAGGAUGCAAGUACAAAUGCAGAGCAGAGCAAGUUCCAGUGGAAGGGAAUGACCCAAUGAAUAGCCCUUAUCACUACAAAUGUGUUUGUCACCGCUAAUUCUAUUGUCACAACAUCAUAGCCAGCAGCCUUAAUUCCAUUCCAAGAAGAAGGGUACUUUGAAAAUUUCAUCAUUUUUACCAUUUCUGGUCUUACUGAGAGUUUCAAUACUGUUCUUUUUGAGGUUUGGGUUGCUUGAAUUUUGGUUUAUUAUAUUGUCUUCUAUAUUGUAUCAGAGAUUUUUAAAUCUGUAUUAUGCCUUUUUCUUCAAAUGGAAAAGAGAUUGAUUUUUGCA